GAAUGACCAUGGACAAAAGUGAGCUGGUACAGAAAGCCAAACUUGCUGAGCAAGCUGAGCGCUACGAUGAUAUGGCUGCAGCUAUGAAGGCUGUAACAGAACAGGGACAUGAACUCUCCAAUGAAGAGAGAAAUCUACUCUCUGUUGCCUACAAGAAUGUGGUAGGUGCCCGCCGUUCUUCCUGGCGUGUUAUCUCCAGCAUCGAACAGAAAACAGAGAGGAAUGAGAAGAAGCAACAGAUGGGCAAAGAGUACCGUGAGAAGAUAGAGGCUGAGCUGCAGGACAUCUGCAAUGACGUACUGGAGCUGUUGGACAAAUAUCUCAUUCCCAAUGCUACACAGCCAGAAAGCAAGGUGUUCUACUUGAAAAUGAAAGGAGACUAUUUUAGGUAUCUUUCUGAGGUUGCAUCUGGAGACAAUAAACAAACCACUGUGUCAAACUCCCAGCAGGCUUACCAAGAAGCCUUUGAAAUUAGUAAGAAAGAAAUGCAGCCUACACACCCAAUUCGACUUGGCCUGGCGCUGAAUUUCUCAGUCUUCUACUAUGAGAUUCUAAACUCUCCUGAAAAGGCCUGCAGCCUGGCCAAAACGGCAUUUGAUGAAGCAAUUGCUGAACUGGAUACGCUCAAUGAAGAGUCUUACAAAGACAGCACCCUGAUCAUGCAGCUACUCAGGGAUAAUCUCACUUUGUGGACGUCAGAAAACCAGGGAGAUGAAGGAGAUGCUGGAGAGGGAGAGAACUAAUGUCUGUCGUGCUUUGUGAUCUGUUUGCUGUCACUCCGUAUCCUCCACAUUAUAUCCCUUUGUGCGAUAAACAAAAACAAAAAUCGAAUGUUGACUUUCGAUUUUUCACAGCCUAAGUCUAGCAAAAAUGGUCCCUGGGAUAAACAGCUGGUAUUUGUAUCUGAAACUCAGACUGGUCCCUUAAAUGCCACGGCAUUUCUGAAGUCUUGAUUUUGAUCAGCAUUGACAGGAUUGCUGUGUGUUUAAUUUUUACAAACUGAACACUGUGAUUAUGGGGUUUUGUAACUUAGCAAAGCUCUUACUGAUAGAAAAAAUAGACCUGAAUUAUGUAUAACUUUUUAGAAAGUUUAAUCUGAUAUCAAAAUAGUCACUGAAAGUACAAUUCUGUUGUAAAGUUGUACAGAAAGUUGUAGAGAGUCCGUUGUGAUGUCAGGACUUAGGGUGAGAUGCUCGCCAUUGGCACCCUGAGUUUGGUAACUCAUGGUAACUUUGCCUGUGGUUGAGGUCUUAUUGAUCAGUAUGGGCUGUUGCCACUCAAGUUCAUGACCACAGAUAUCUGCAGUGUCUUCUCCUGAGGAAACUCAAAACCAGGAAGUGAAAUUCUUUGGCUGAUAAUUGGGCUGUGACACCACAAAAAAGGUCCCGCUCAUACCACAUGUGUGACUAAACCCUUUACUACAGCAGUGUGCUCCUGAUUAGCAACUUGUGAAAACAGAUCUGUUUCUGUUAACCCUUUACCACAGCAGUGUGCUCCUGAUUAGCUACUUGUGAAAACAGAGAUCUGUUUCUGUUACCCCCUAGCUAAAGGAGGGAGUGAGUGUGGUGUGUCUUAGGAAUGGCCAUACCAGCUUGCUGGGUAAUUCCUUUAAGGAUUAUGUUCUGAGGAGAUGGUCUCACGCCUGAGGGGCGCUCAUAGUCUUUGGUUCUUCCUAGCUUGGAGGGUGGGAACGUUGAGAUGCAACAUUCUUUCCAUCCUGUCCUUAAUGUUGACUUUGCUUUUCUCCUCUUUAAAUUUACAGCUUUCUGCUUUCUUGGGUGUUUCCUUUUGGAAGCCUUUCUUUGUUGCUAAUGUGUGGACAGGGACGUGGCAUUGAGCACAUUGGUGGGCAAAGUCUUGCUUCACAUUCAGUGUUGAGAAUGUAGGCCUGCUAGCAACGUCACCCUGUCCGCCUCUGCUCUCAGCACAGUAUCCAUGGCCUCUCCCUGUUGCAGCCAGCCCUGAUAAUGCUUGUUAGCGCCUGUGACCAGGUCUUCCCAGUGUACUCAUCCAGCUUAGUUCCCAGACAUGUCUAAACAAGACCCUGUAACCCAGGGAAGUUGCAUGGACACUACAAUAGAGAGAACCAAGAACAGCCAGGCCUAUGAGUCUCACAGUAUCACCCCUCUACCUUGACAUUCCAUGUAGCUAUAGAGUCCAUUUGUGUGUCCAUCUGCUGAAAUGAGAAAAGAACUCAUGCACUGAUUUAAAACCAAAAAAAAAAAAAAAAAAAAUUCAAAAACAACAAAAAAACAAAUAAAAAAAAAAAGCACCAAAAAAAAAAAAUCCCUUUCUAGCUGAAGAAAAAUGUGCAGUUAAUACUUGGCGCUUGACAACGCAGUAGUGAGUGUGGAACCGAGCCUGUCUGUAUAUCUGGUAGCUCUUUGCUUUGUUUUUUUUCCUUACCAGUAUUCUGCCUAAUGUUUGCUUCUGUGGUGGUUAUAUUUGCCUAGCAAGCACACCUGUGGUUGUGAAAAUAGUAUAGCAAAAAGAAAAAGAAAACCCCGGUUACUGAUGUACUAGAUUCGUGUAUGUCUUUUAAACAUUCUAGUUUUACCUUACACGGAGUAAUCAGGAAAAUGUAAAAACUCAAAAGUGAAAUAAAACAUUUUAUGAGUUA
Cricetulus griseus (Chinese hamster) is the source of this 2620-nucleotide messenger RNA. The record is from RefSeq and is a predicted model, not a curated record. Lineage: Eukaryota; Metazoa; Chordata; Mammalia; Rodentia; Cricetidae.